CACCCGAUCAUUGAUAUAAACAGGCUCUGUCUUCAGCCAGCCUUUAGUAGGUUGGACAAACUGAACAGUCAGUAAAGGUUCACCAUGUUGUCUGCACCCUUUGUCCUUUGGAUCUUAUCAGCAUUGGUUUACGUAGGAAGAAGCCAUCAUCACAUAGGGCAUGGUGAGAAAGCCCAAGACACCGCUGCAGACGAUGGCAAUAACAAAAUCUCACUGGUGACCUCAGCAAACAAAGAGUUUGCCUUCCGUCUCUACAGGAAGUUAGCAGGGCAUGCUGCCUCCCAAGGCAAAAACAUCUUCUUCUCCCCAUUUAGUGUCUCUACUGCCUUAACUGCUUUGUCUGUGGGGGCACGAGGUGAGACCCAUCAGCAGCUGUUUCGUGGUCUGGGCUUCAGCAGCUCCCAGUUGGCUCAGACAGAUAUAGACCAGGCCUUUCGUAUGUUCUUUGCAAACACCUCUCAGGACAUUAGCCAAGGCACCGCUGUGUUUGUGGACAGCAUCCUUAAGCCAAAGCCUGAGUUCCUAGAUGCCCUGAAGCAGUCCUUUUCAGCUGAGGGUUUCAGUGUUGACUUCACCAAAACUACAGAGAGCGCUGAUGCCAUCAAUCAGUAUGUCUCAGAUAAGACUAAUGGAAAGAUAAACAAGCUGGUAGAAAGCCUGGAUCCAGGCACAGUCAUGUAUCUUCUCAGCUACAUCUACUACAAGGGAAAAUGGGAAACUCCCUUUGAUCCUCGAGAUACCAGGCAGGAUGUGUUCAGAGUGGGAGAAAACACUGAGGUUCAAGUUCAGAUGAUGGAAAUGGAAAAAGAUGUUAAUACUUAUCAUGACCAGGCUAUCAACACAUCGGUUCUCCACCUGCCUUUCAACAACUCCUACUCCAUGUUGCUGCUGUUACCGGAAAAUAUGACAAUACUGGAGAACAAUAUCAGCCCUGCACGUGUCACCAAAUGGUUGAAGUGGAUAAAGACAGAGACGUACAACAUCUAUGUUCCAAAGUUCUCCAUCAAGACCUCCUAUAAGCUGAAUGAUGUGCUGACUGAAAUGGGAAUGGCAGACAUGUUUGGGGAUCGUGCAGACCUCAGCGGCAUUGCAGAGGGACAGAAACUAGCUGUGUCUGAGGUUGUGCACCAAGCCACGCUGGACGUAGACGAGGGCGGAGCCACAGCUGCAGCAGCGACUGGUAUAGGCCUUAUACCUCUGUCUUUCCACUACGUCCCAGAGCUGAAGUUCAACCGUCCUUUCAUGGUGAUCAUCACUGAUCGAACUGCAGAAAACAUGCUUUUUAUGGGCAAGAUUGUCAACCCAAACAUCUGAGAGAAGACCUUUUGUUUAAGCACAGUUUUGUCAGUACUGAAUACAAAGAAAAUACUUUCUUUGGUGUCUUGUUCUCAUUGCAUUCACAAGUUAUAUGUAAUACGACUCUCAUUUGUAUUUGAAGUUCAUUAAUAAAUAAAAAAGCAAUGCAAGACAGCGUUAAACAAUAUCUGAUUGAAUUCUGAGAAUUUAAAUAACAAUCACCAGGAAAUCUAAUUAACUGCUUUCAAUAAAAAAAGUCACAAAA
Messenger RNA from Xiphophorus maculatus (southern platyfish), 1561 nucleotides. RefSeq names its product serine protease inhibitor 2.1-like. NCBI's taxonomy places the organism in Eukaryota, Metazoa, Chordata, Actinopteri, Cyprinodontiformes, Poeciliidae. Gene Ontology annotation, biological process: negative regulation of endopeptidase activity. Gene Ontology annotation, molecular function: serine-type endopeptidase inhibitor activity. Bases 85 to 1314 code for a protein of 409 amino acids. The record is from RefSeq and is a predicted model, not a curated record. The transcript has 6 exons.